This is a messenger RNA of Physeter macrocephalus (sperm whale), 3539 nucleotides long. It is a transcript of the gene TIGD4, whose product is annotated as tigger transposable element derived 4. Gene Ontology annotation, molecular function: DNA binding. Bases 1358 to 2896 code for a protein of 512 amino acids. The record is from RefSeq and is a predicted model, not a curated record. Gene Ontology annotation, cellular component: nucleus. NCBI's taxonomy places the organism in Eukaryota, Metazoa, Chordata, Mammalia, Artiodactyla, Physeteridae. The transcript has 6 exons.
GUCCAGAUGCACCUGCCAGAGCUGGGAGCUUGCCGAAGGGCGCGCCGGCCUGGUCUUGAGUGGUCGGAGGUCCAGGAGCCCUCGGCAUCCUUUUCUCACCCACACACCCCAGCCUCACGUAUUAGGCGUCCCCCCAACAGACGAUCCCUUUGUAGUUUCCUAAGUGGAGGCCCCAAUUGCACUUCGGAUAUUCUCCCUGUCCCCAGCACCGUAUGGCUCUGCAGUGGUGCUAGACAAACCUGAAGCUCAGUUACAUACAGUACACACCGGUGAUCCAGCCGAGCGCAUCUCCCUUCAAGGUUCCGGACUCCGCUUUUACUUUGACAGCCUUGGGUGCUCAUUUUCAUCACCAUUUCACUUGCAGGAAUGCCAAAGCUUGGGGAAUUCUGCCUGCCCAUUCUCCUUAGGAAGAACAGAAGAUUACUACUUUUCUUUUAAUUGCCAUUGUGUUUGGAGAAGUAAGACAAAAAUGGAAUAGCUGCCUGUCACGUAUGCUUAUGACAUGGGGCUUAUCUACUCAUUUACCUUUGCACUGCUAUUGGCUAUUAUUCAGCUUUAGAAAAAUCAGGGCCACAGGCAAGUACCUGAGGGAGGCUUCCAAGAGCUGAGAGCAGUCUCUGCUCACAGCCAACAAAAAACCCAGGGGCCUCAGCCCUACAACCACAGAAGUUGAAUUCUGCAAAUAACCUGAAUGAACUUGGAAACAGAUUCUCCUCCAGCGUCUAGAAGUAUAUAUUACAAAGCAUUCAAAGGCAAGUGAGAAUUCAAAGGCUCAGAGCAGAGCUAGAGUGCUUUUCACAGAGACACCAUUUAGGAGAUAGAGGAUAUCGUCAAGUCCUAGAAGGGUUCUACCAUUUUCUUCUCCAUCCUAAAGAGACUUGGAAAUUAAUGGGUAACAUUUUGCAUGAAAUUACGGGAUGCUUUUCUUCUUAUCUCUGAGGCCUUCUGUGGAGAAUUCAGAGGAGGUUGAAUGCACGCAUGGAUAAAAUGGAUAAUCUUAAAGGAUUGAAGUUCCAAAAAUACAUCAGCAGGACUGGACAGGUUUGACAUAAUGAGAUUUCUAUUUUAGCUUGACUUCUGGAACUCCGAAUAAACUAUAAACUGAGCUACACAAGGUCCUGGGGAGGAAGUUUCUCUUCUAAAAUAUUCUAGCUGCAGAUAACAUUUUUCUUAUUCAGAUCCUUUGAAGAAAUUAUUUACUCAUCCAUUUUCUGAGGAAUACAACUAUUAGACACUUACCGACUUUUAAUAUAUGAAGUGGAAUAGAAAGCAGCAACUUGUAUCGUACUGGAAAUUAAAUUUUCAUCAAGAAACAGACCCAGAAAGAGAAGACAUCUCUACAUAAGCACAGGGUGAGAUGGCAGAGGUUCCUGUGGUUGCCUCAACUCUGCCCGUAACUGUGAAGAAAAAGAAAAGUCUAUCCAUUGAAGAAAAGAUCGACAUCAUAAAUGCAGUAGAAAGUGGUAAGAAAAAAGCAGAGAUUGCAGCUGAAUAUGGAAUAAAGAAAAAUUCAUUGUCUUCUAUUAUGAAGAAUAAAGACAAGGUUCUAGAAGCCUUUGAAUCUCUGAGAUUUGAUCCAAAGAGAAAAAGACUGAGAACUGCUUUUUACACAGAUCUGGAAGAGGCACUAAUGAGGUGGUAUCGAAUUGCCCAGUGUCUGAAUGUACCAGUUAAUGGUCCAAUGUUGCGUCUAAAAGCUAAUGAUUUUGCCCAGAAACUGGGACAUAAUGAUUUUAAGUGCAGCAAUGGUUGGCUGGAUCGCUUUAAAUCCAGGUAUGGUUUAGUAUUCAGAGCUCAACCUGUAGAAGCUACAGGUGUAUCAGUAGACCCUUCAGAUGUCUGGCACCAAAACAUACUUCCUUAUUAUUUAAAUGAUUAUCAUCCUAAAAAUGUUUUCAAUGUAAAAGAGACUGGGCUGCUUUAUCGAAUGUUGCCUACAAAUACAUUUGCAUUUAAAGGAGAAACAUGCUCAAUUGGCAAGUUAUGCAAAGACAGAAUAACUCUGGUGGUUGGGACAAACAUGGACGGCUCAGAGAAACUUCCUUUGCUUAUCAUUGGAAAGAACAGAAAUCCACAUUGUUUCAAAGGCGUAAAAUCAUUGCCUGUGUAUUAUGAAGCUAACAAAAUGGCACGGAUGACCUCAGUUGUAUUUGAACAGUGGAUGCGGCAGCUUGAUGAGAAAUUUCAAGCCCAGCAAAGAAGAGUGGUGAUUUUUGUUGAAUCGUUUCCUGCACAUCCAGAGGUAAAAAACCUAAAAUCCAUUGAGUUAGCGUUCUUUCCAUCAUGUUUAUCUUCCAAACUUAUAGCCAUGAAACAAGGUGUUAUUAAAAGCCUUAAAAUCAAAUAUCGACAUUGUCUCAUUAAGAAAUUUUUAAGCUCUGUUGAAGGCAGCAAAGAAUUUAUGUUUUCCCUGCUAGAUGCAGUUGAUACAUUGCAUCUCUGUUGGAGGGCUGUCACCCCAGAGACUAUUGUUAAGAGCUAUGAAGAGGCAGGAUUCAAAUCUCAAAAGGGAGAAAGUGACAAGACAAAUGCAGAGACGGACACUGGUCUUGAUUUGGUUGUCCAUGCCCAGGCGGCAGGAGUGGAAUUUCCUGAAGGUUUAUCCAUAGAAGAGUAUGCUGCCCUGGAUGAUGAUUUAGAGACAUGUGAAGCAGCACCAAGUGGUGAUGCUGUAUGGACCAAAGAAAGUAAAUCAGAUGAAACUGGAUUUUAUACUUCUGACGAAGAGGAUGAUGGUGGAUCUCUGGGAACCGAACUCCCUUUACCAUCAAAAAAUGUGGCAAUAACCGCUUUAGAUACUCUGAAAAGUUUUCUUAGAAGUCAAGAUAUGAAUGAUGAGCUUCAUAAUUCUUUAGCAGACCUUGAAAUUUUUAUUAACUCUUUAUCACCUAAGUAAUUAUUUAUUGUCAACAUCUGAAGAUAAUAGCUUUUUGUAAUACAUUUUACUAGUUAAGGUAUGUAAAGGGAAAAUACUACUUAAACCUAAAAAAUGAAAAACUAGUAAUCUUUGGUUUAAUUGCAGAUGUCUUUAGUCUGAAGAGCAAAGUUCCCUAGGUAUAUUAAUGAGUAAGUAAAUGAAAAAUAUGAAUUUCAGUUUAGUAAGGUUUGGGGGAGCAGAAAAUGAAUUUCAGAGGCCUUGUACUUGAAACAUAUGGCAUAUAUGUCAAAAAUAAAAAGAACUCUCCAGCUGUUUGAUUCAUACAGGUUGAAUUGGUGAUUGCUAUUUUCUGUUUUUUUUUUUAAGUUCAGAUCAUGUUCUAGGAUAUUUUAAUCUAUCUACCUCAUCUAAGAAACAAAAUAUCUAUUGGUUAGAUAUUUAGUUUUAUAAACAUAUAUAUUCUAACUAGACUUAAGUAUCGAGUGUUAAUUUUAAAUUAUUUUUCUCAUAACUAGCUAAUCGUCCUAAUAAAAACUGAAAAAUUACUGAAAAUAAAAUCUGACCCGAUUAUAUACCGAUAUGAUUAAAAAUGUGUCUAACUUUCAAGUUAUUUCUAUAUAAGAUCAAAUAAAAGACUAUGGCCUUAUCAGAUUUUUUUAAU